AUGGGGCAGAGCCUUCACAGCUGCCCCUCAGGGGCUCCAUGUCACGGAAGGCAGGGGGAGCAUUGUUUGCCGUACAGCAAAGCUGACCAGGAUGAGCUGCCACUGGGUGCUGUGCCAGGAGGCUUCUCCAACCACCCUACUCUGUACCCCAUUGUGACUCUGGCCAGGGCCUUAGACCCUCCACCCAGUCCAGUCCUCGCAGUGGGCCUCCCAGGCCUGUCCUGCUGUGCCAAUGCUGAGGCCGACUUUGGGCUACUGGUCCAGGCCCUGCCCGGUCCUCUUGCCCGCUCCAGCUCCCCUGAGUUCAAAGCCAGCCCACACCUUCCCAUGCACUGGACACCCUCCCCGGCACUGGUGCAGGAGGCUGAGACUGCUCUACAUCUGGCCUCUGCCAAUGGGAAUUCAGAAGUAGUAAAACUCCUGCUGGACAGACAAUGUCAACUUAAUGUCCUUGACAACAAAAACAGGACAGCUCUGACAAAGGCCAUACAAUGCCAAGAAGAUGAAUGUGCGUUAAUGUUGCUAGAACAUGGCACUGAUCCAAAUAUUCCAGAUGAGUUUGGAAAUACCGCUCUACACUAUGCUGUCUACAAUGAAGAUAAAUUAAUGGCCAAAGCACUGCUUUUACAUGGUGCUGCUAUUGAAUCAAAAAACAAGCAUGGCCUCACACCACUGUUACUUGGUGUACAUGAACAAAAACAGCAAGUGGUGAAAUUUUUAAUCAAGAAAAAAGCUAAUUUAAAUGCACUUGAUAGAUAUGGAAGAACUGCUCUCAUACUUGCUGUACGUUGUGGAUCAGCAAGUAUAGUCAGCCUUCUACUUGAGCAAAAUAUUGAUGUAUCUUCUCAAGAUCUAUCUGGACAGACGACGAGAGAGUAUGCUGUUUCUAGUCAUCAUAAUGUAAUUUGCCAAUUAUUUUCUGACUACAAAGAAAAACGAAUGCUAAAAAUCUCUUCUGAAAACAGCAAUCCAGCCCUUUUCCCUGUGUGCCCUUUCUCUGGCAUGACUGAGCUGCUGUCACAAAGGCUUAAAGGCAGUGAAAAUAGCCAGCCAGAGAAAAUGUCUGAAGAACCAGAAAUAAAUAAGGAUUGUGAUAGAGAGCUGGAAAAUUGUAUGGCUAUUGAAUAAGUGAAGAAGCACGGAAGUAAUCAUGUGGGAUUACCAGAAAACCUGGCUGAUGGUGCUGCUGCUGGCAAUGGUGAUGAUGGAUUAAUUCCACAAAGCAAGAGCAGAACACCUGGAAGUCAGCAAUUUCCUGACACUGAGAAUGAAGAGUGUCACAGUGAUGAACAAAAUGAUACUCGGAAGCAAAUUUCUGAAGAACAGAGCACUGGAAUAUCACAAGAUGAGAUUCUGACUAAUAAACAAAAGCAGAUAGAAGUGGCUCAAAAGAAAAUGAAUUCUGAGCUUUCUCCUUGUCCUAAGAAAGAAAAAGAUCUCUUGCAUGAAAAUAGUACGUUGCAGGAAGAAAUUGCCAUGCUAAGACUGGAGCUAGACACGAUGAAACAUCAGAGCCAGCUAAGAGAAGAGAAAUAUUUGGAGGAAAUUGAAAGUGAGAAAAAAGAGAAUGAUGAUCUUCUAAAGGCUAUGCAGUUGAAUGAGCUCACCAUGGAUGAUGAUACCGCCGUGCUCGUCAUUGACAACGGUUCCGGCAUGUGCAAGGCUGGAUUUGCAGGCGACGAUGCCCCCCGGGCUGUCUUCCCUUCCAUCGUGGGGCGCCCCAGGCACCAGGGCAUAAUGGGGGGCAUGGGUCAGAAGGAGUCCUAUGUGGGCAACGAAGCCCAGAGCAAGAGAGGCAUCCUGACCCUGAAGUACCCCAUGGAAGGAGUAAAGUGUAGCCAUGGCCUGGAGGAUGGAUGA
Molecule: messenger RNA, 1860 nt
Organism: Rhinopithecus roxellana (golden snub-nosed monkey)
Lineage: Eukaryota; Metazoa; Chordata; Mammalia; Primates; Cercopithecidae
Product: POTE ankyrin domain family member B2-like
Exons: 16
Molecular function (GO): protein binding
Source: RefSeq, a predicted model, not a curated record